Amoebophrya sp. A25 is the source of this 1885-nucleotide messenger RNA. Lineage: Eukaryota; Dinophyceae; Syndiniales; Amoebophryaceae. The record is from the annotation of a GenBank genome assembly.
AUGGCGGGAACUCAACAGGUAAUUCACUCUUCCAUUUUUUUUACUCCGCGAGCAGGCAGAGUCUAAAUGCUCAGUACCUUUCGCUUCUAGCAUCUUCCUCAUCACCCCAAUUACGCUGCAGCAGAGAGUAUUGCUGUGCUUUUAGUACUCCGAAACACACGAAAUCAAAAUGUACAGCUACAGAUGUUGCCGUGACAGACUACAACUACAUCAACUAACUACACUAACUACAACUACACCUGUUUGUUCGUCAUACUAAAACGAAUUAUACCUUCUCCACACUCUGCUCGUCCACACCAGUUUCAGCAGACUACAACCACUACGACAACGACAAAUGGUGGCAUGCAGGUGCCGAUGAAACCGAUGUGCGGACCGCCAACUACGGUCAUUCAACAAAAACCAGCUCAGGUACUUUUUACUUGUGAAGAUUCCUCUCGCGUUAUGGAAAAUGAUGUCUGUGAAAUGGAAAAUGAUUUCAAAACAACAAGAACUGUUGUAUUUGAUUGUACUCAUCAAAAAAAAGAACAAGUCCACCUCCACCUCUACUAAACUUGAUGUUCUUGUUUGCUGGCAGGUCGUGGUCCGACAGCAGCCCCAACAGGUUGUUGUGAGACAGCAGCCGCAGCAUGUGAUGAUGCAGACACCGAGCACCAUGGUCGUGCACCAAGCUCCACCGCCACCUGUUGUUCAUCGCCGAGUCGUUCACCAUCGUCGGGUGAACGACGGUGCCGCAGCAGCAACUGCUGGCGCAGCAGUCGGCGCUAUUGCCGGUCUCGCGAUAUUGGGAGCAGCGUUGAGAUAGUCCCACUCCCAUCGAUCGUUCUAAGUAGGUUGUAGCUUUUUAUUUAUACUUACAGUGUGUAUUGCUAUUGUAGUUCUAACCAUAUUAUACCGUAUAUCAGGUUUAAAAAAUCUUCGUCAUUUAUUUUACACCAUUAUACUUCUUCGUUAACAGGAGCUAUUGAGAACAUCAUCACAUCCUAGUCGAGAACCCAUAAAGACUCAACAACAGGUGGAGAUGAAGUAACCUAUAAAACUAAGGCAGGCUAAACGCAUACUUUUCGAUAUUGGAGGACUUCUGUGUUUAGGCAACAUCAAGCAACAUUGACAUCAUAGUACGUCAGUUCUCUUAAAGUUUUGGCAUUUUGAUAAAGAGGAGUUGCGAAAAAACACAUAUGAUCUACAUCAUCCAAGAAUACGGCGUAGUUGCGCAGCACAGAGCUUCAUUUGUACCUGGAGGUUUCUCUGAAAGCGUUUAGAUGAAAAGAGAAAACGAUAUAACGUCUAAACGACUACUUCUAAAGAUGAAAAAAAUGAAAUUGAAAUCUUCAGACAGUAAAUGAAUGAAUCUAGCACUCAUAUCUUUGGAACAACUUAGUCCUCUUAGAGAUCAAUAGUUUCUUUAAAAUGAAAGAACAGGAGCAUGAUCACCCACUUUUUUAGUGCAGGAAUAGGGUGUAGUUUCUUCAGGAUUGAAGAAACGAAAGGUGAAUACUUCUAGGAAAAAAAGUCUAAUCAAGAUCAACUUAGACUUACAGUACUCGUACAAGAACCUCUAAAACCACUGUUGAGUCGUAAAUUACCGUGGUCUUAACAGGGAAGAAAGUACGUACGUAGGUAUCUAGAUCAAUAUAGUAAUUUCCUGAACCUAAAGAGCCAAAAUAAUAUACCAACCACAGGAAUAGGUAAAAAAGAAAGUUGAAAAAAAGCACAACAAUCAGCUCGAUGAUGAAGCGAAGGCCGCUUAGAUGAAGUGGAAAUUGUGCUUCUCCUUAGAAGAAGGAGUAGUACGUCGUUGCGGCCUCGCCGUUCAGCGUCGUUUUAAACCAUGAAAAUAGAUGACCUCGUCCCAAAGAUUAAGAUAUAUGAUUAAAAGUUGAAAGUG